This is a messenger RNA of Osmia lignaria (orchard mason bee), 3563 nucleotides long. Its product is annotated as NAD kinase. Gene Ontology annotation, molecular function: NAD+ kinase activity. NCBI's taxonomy places the organism in Eukaryota, Metazoa, Arthropoda, Insecta, Hymenoptera, Megachilidae. Gene Ontology annotation, biological process: NADP+ biosynthetic process; NAD+ metabolic process. The record is from RefSeq and is a predicted model, not a curated record.
UCGUUUUCUCCUUAACAGGGAUAUUCGAUGCUGCAACGGAGAAAGAAAAUCGAGCAAACAAUUUCCUUUUUUUGCAAAACUUUUUCCUUGCAAGAUCGUUCAACGUACACUUGCCUCAUUUUCGUGAGAAAGAUUCUUGCCUCUUCUAUAUCUAUGCCCUCGUAUCUUUUCGUAAAAUCUCCUUUUCCCUCUCUUUCUUUGUGUUUCUCAAUCGAUCGAGAGAAAGUCGUUGGAUACAUAGUUGGUUCGAGUGAAAUCAAAAGAAAAAGUUACCUAACGAUUUCGGGAUGAUUAUCAAAGUCUUCCUUCUACAGGAUGUUGACAAAUUUUACCGCCAAAUUUCAGAACCGUAUGAAAGUUACAUAAAUUGAUAUAUCCUAUAAAAUUUCAAUUUAAAAACAUCUUUGUAGCUAUUUCUUUUUUAAACGUUUCAAGCGAAGAUGACACACACUUGUUGCACAAGUACAGUCGAUAAGAUAUAAAAUGAUCGUAGAUCCGUUACGUAAUAUACGUAAAUAUAUAUAUUGGUGUUAGCGUCGACAAGAACCAAUGUAGUUUACGGUGUACCGACGUGUCCAUAGGAAGAAUCCCAUAAUCGUUGGCUACCUGAGGUCUGUUCUUCAUUCUUCGUGCAGCCACCUUGCGAUUCGGUCCUUUCUAAAGGCUUCUGCUCUUGUCUUCCGAGCAACGUGUCCAUUUUAGUGAAACACUUGAAAUCCAUCCAUUUUCCAUUUAUUUAUCUAAUUCGAUAAACAGUAAACUAGAGAAACAGUGGGGGUGAAUGUUCCAUGUGCGGGAAAGUCAGUUUAUUUCGUGUCGAACUAGCGAGAAGAUCGAGAGAAAACGAACGACUAAUUGUGCGCUAUAAUCAUCGUCAUCAUCGUUGAGUUUGUAUCAAGAUUAACACGAAUAAUUCAUAAACGAUGCUCGUCGCUUGUACACGUUCCUUCAAGUGGAAAGAAAGGUUCAAGGUUAACAAAUUAACGUUCUGAAUCUUCCAUUGUUGUUAAAUACCGUCGUUUGAAUAUUAAAAAUUAAAAUCAGAAAGUUUGAAAAUUGUUUAGAGUUACACGUGUAAAAUGUUAAUGUGUCAGAGUAACAAAGAACAAGAAGAAAAAGGGAAACAAUUGUGAUGCAAAGUUGCAAGAGACUGUCAAGCAAUGAUUGGAUGCCCUUGAAAGCGAAUCUAACUAUCUCUUAGAAGCAACGUUAGUACGAAGGACAUCGUUAAUUUCACAUUAAAAUAGACCUUAGAAUUUUAAUGAUCAGUUCCGUAAAAAAAAAAAAGAAAAAAAAAACACGGGACGGGUUUUGCAGCCUUUUCAGAAUCUUCCGUCGAACAGUAUUUUCAUUGUAUUUAAUAUCAAGCAACCAUGAAGAAGAAUUGCUGUCGUUAAACACUUGAGUCGCGUUAAAUAAAUACCCCAUUGGAAUUCCUUAACGUUUGCAAUUUGCUCAAUUAAACGACGUAAAAGUGCUUGAAGUGUUUACAAAAUUCUUUGUUCGAACCUUGUUCGAUGUGAAAAGAAUAGAUAAAUGAUUUUGAAUCGUUGAAAAAAAAUGACGGACCAAGUAUCCCCUUUGCUGGAAGUUACAACGAACGGACAUCUCGAUGUUAAACGCGAUAUCCUGGAAAAUGGAUCGAUCAACCUGUCGAUGGAAAACAUUCCACGGAACAGAGUGCUCAGGCGAACAAGAAGUUUGAACGCACCUAGUCCAAUACAACAAUUCGGGCCAUGCGGGCGCAUCAUGAAAAAUUCCGCGAUGGUCAUGACCAUACAAGACCCAGCCUCUCAGAGGUUGACGUGGUACAAGCCGCCGCUCACUGUUCUCGUCAUCAAGAAGGUCCGUGAUUCGUCGGUUUUACCACCGUUUGUUCAAUUAGUCACAUGGCUAAUAGAAGAAAAACGGAUGGUAGUGUUUGUCGAAGCAUCGGUCCUAGAGGAUCCAGCUCUAGCUAGGGACCCCAGAUUCCAAGGGGUUCGAGACAGGUUGCAGACUUUCAGGGAUGGAAUGGACGAUCUUCAGGAUCGCAUCGACUUCAUCGUCUGUCUGGGAGGCGAUGGAACUCUUCUCUACGCGAGUUUGUUGUUUCAACAAUCGGUACCGCCUGUUAUGGCGUUUCAUCUUGGUUCCUUAGGGUUCCUAACGCCCUUCGAGUUCGACAAUUUCCAAGAGCAAGUGACGAACGUGUUAGAAGGUCACGCGGCCUUGACCCUGAGAAGUCGACUGAGAUGUAUCAUCAUGAGGAAAGGGGAGGAGAACAAAGAGGCGAAACCGCCAACAAAUCUGCUGGUGCUGAACGAGGUCGUGGUCGAUCGAGGCCCGUCUCCGUACCUCUCGAAUAUCGACCUCUUCAUCGACGGGAAACACGUGACCAGCGUACAGGGUGAUGGCCUGAUCGUAAGCACGCCGACAGGGUCCACCGCGUACGCGGUCGCGGCUGGAGCUAGCAUGAUUCAUCCUUCGGUACCUGCCAUCAUGAUCACGCCGAUCUGCCCUCACUCUUUGUCCUUCAGGCCAAUUGUCGUGCCCGCCGGCGUCGAACUGAAGAUCUCUGUUUCACCAGACAGCAGGAACACCUCGUGGGUGUCCUUCGACGGUAGAAACAGGCAGGAACUGUUCCACGGCGACAGCUUAAGGGUGACUACCUCGAUAUACCCGGUACCCAGUAUUUGCGCGGCAGACCAAAUCACAGAUUGGUUCGACUCUCUAGCCGAGUGUUUGCAUUGGAACGUUCGCAAGAAGCAGAAACACCUGGACGAAUUGAGCGAUCUGACCCAUUCGUCCAGCAACGACACAUUGGACUCUUUGGAUCGUGAUAGCUAGGCCAGGUGAACGAGUCACUAUGUGGAAACGAGCAACUUCGGGCCAAUUUCGAUUAAUCUUCAGGUCUGAUCGCAAUAAUCAGUGACUCGUUAUCUAUAUCCACGAAUGCUGCCACUUUGAACGCGAUACAAACAAAAGUUUAACUUGUGUUCCAUUGUGCAAAUAAAAGAGAACGAACUGAUUAAAGCACAAUAGUUGAAAGGACUAAAAAAUUAUCACGCGUCGUUCGAGACACGUUAAUGAGUGUACUAAAAUUCCGGAUGAAACGACGAAUACGUUAGAAUAUGUGUACAGGAUUUUCCACGCGAAGAUAUCCGUAGAAUUGUGAAGAAAGAUUCAAUGCAUCGAAGAACACAACGGAUUAAACGAAACUGUAUAGUGUUUUGUGUCUAACACAUAAUGGUGCAGUCUUUGUACGUGUUUCGAUGAUGUUUUGCUUUUCAUAUGCAUACAAUAUUCUUCUUUCAUCAUUCGACAAAAUAUUUCUUUGUUGUUCUAUUGAAAUGAACAAGUCGUUUAACUAAGAAGAUACAACGAUUAAGAAUUAGGUACAAAUAUAAAUGGGAUAUUAAUGAUUAAAACAUUAAAUUCUUGUCAGGAUAUGAUAAGAGCCGCUAUACAGCGAUUAAAUUAAUAAAACAAACAGAUUAAAUUACGAUUUUAAAUUACUACUUAGAAGCGAUUCAUCGAUGAACAGCAAAAAAAAAUGGUGUCAAGAGACGAAAUUGUUAGAA